CUUUGGUUCAGCGUUUAAGUCCAUCUUUAUAUUUCGCAAAAGGAUCUAGAGCUGACAUGAUCGUAAAUUUCAGGAAAAACUAGACAUCUUAUUGUAAAGAUGAAAUUGCAAGUUCCACUGCUGUUGCUGAUGCUACUACAGCUGCGCCUUGCAAAUGCAGCCACUUGUCAGUGCACUUUCACUGCCAACACCCCAGUACGGACGGAAACCAACUCAAAGUCACAUGUUGUGCAGUAUCUUGGGAAUGCCACAUGCUUCCAUGGAAACAUAACAAAUGACUGGUUUAUGGUCUCGGGUCAACCGGAUAUGUAUAUUCAAGAGGACCAGCUUCUGCCAUAUGAUAACUGCAUACUGCUGGAUGCCAGUGAAUGGUUAGCUGAAAUACCAGGUCUUAGAACUGUCAAUUCCUUUGACUCCAAUGUUUGGAUGCCUUGCCUCGCGGAUGGACACACCAUGGCUUGCUUUGCUGCCUCCUUUGAAACUUGUGUGAGGCAUUCUUCCUUGGAUGGCUGUCCCCCAGUGACGAUUGAGGAGAAAAGAUUUCUUCUAGACAACACAAACAUGUGUGACUUUGAAGCAGACAGCCUAUGCUCAUGGCAGAAUGUUCAGCAAGGUGACGACUUCGACUGGAUUCGCUACCGGUCAUCAACGCCAACAGAUGACACCGGUCCGGAUUUUGACCAUACCCUCAAAAAUGAUAAAGGGAGCUACAUGUUUAUUGAGACCAGCUCCCCGCGGGUCCAAAAUGAGAGGGCCUGGCUGGUUAGUCCACUUAUACAAUACCCGGGAUCCCAUUUCCAGUGCUUUCAGUUCUGGUAUCACAUGAAAGGCUCGUCGGUGGGAACGCUGAACGUGUACCAGACACAAGAUGGCCUCCUCCCCGGCAAUCUCAUUUGGAGCUUGUCGGAGCACCAGGGCCCUGAUUGGCUGUCUGGGCAAGUUCCACUGAACACAACAGUGGGGUACAAGCUAGUUUUGGAGGCAACAGUAGGGAUUGGUUACGAGGGUGACAUCGCAGUGGACGACUUUAACUUGACGAAAGGCUUCUGUCCACCACUGCCCGUCAAAGCUUCUAGAACAAAUUUAGCAAGAACAAAUGAAACAUCAACAAGCCCGUCCUACCCGCCAGUCCCAGCUGAUCUUGUUCUGCAGUACUUCUGUGAGAAUAUCAAUAAUGUCAACUGCAGCCGGUACGCGUAUGAUGUGCCAUGCGGAACUGACGGACGCUUCUACCCCAAUAUAUGCAUACUCACUAAAGAGAAAUGUUCCAAUCCUCACUUGGCAAUCCACACAGAUUACAAACAUUGCAGUGUUGUCCCAGGAUGGACCACCGUUUCUUCCUUUGGGACCACACCAGUCACGAGCAUUCUGGGAUCAGAGCCGCCCAUAUUUCAGCUGUUCUGUGAAAACAAGGACCACAUCGUCUGCAAUCAGUUCGAUGUCGUCUGCGCAACUGAUGGCCACUUCUAUCCGAACAGAUGUGAACAGUUGAAAGCAACCUGCACCAAUCCUGCAUUAAUGGUAUCUUCAAAAGUUUCACUUUGCUCAGUGAACUCAGUGAAUGGUAUCUGGGGAGCUUGGAGUGACUGGUCCUCAUGUCAUUGUAACGCUACACAAACUCGGUCCAGAUUAUGUGACAGUCCACCACCAGCUGGGACAGGUUUACCUUGCAAUGGAGCGGCUAGACAGUACAUGACAUGCAAACUGGAUCAUAACGAACACUGUCCAGUGAACGGUCUAUGGAGUAGCUGGUAUCCGUGGGCAUCAUGCAGCGUGACGUGCGGUGUGGGGGACCAUUACCGACUGAGGACAUGCACCCAUCCACGGCCACAACAUGGAGGCAGUUAUUGCGAGGGGGAAGCUGAGGAGCGAGAAUCAUGCCAGCAAGGAAUUUGUGUUGUUGAUGGUUCAUGGGGAAGCUGGUAUCCGUGGAGUCCUUGCUCAGUGUCAUGUGGCGUCGGUGAAAUAGUACGCGCAAGGACGUGUACAAACCCCCGACCACAGAAUGGUGGCUCAUACUGCAUGGGAAUAUCAGAGGAGCGGCGACCCUGCUCCAUGUUAUCAUGUGCAGGCACAAGUGUAGGGCCUACCAACCCGCCAGCGACGACGACAGUGCCAACAGUUCCAACGACGACUCUUAAUCCGGCUCUGGUAGCUUUCUGCGCAGCCUCGCCCCGCCCGACCUGCAGUCAGGAACUGGCACCGGUAUGCGGGUCGGACAAACGAUUGUACAUAAACAAAUGCGAGUUCACGAGGGCCUUUUGCAACGACAACAGUUUGAGCUCCAAGGAUGUUACUUUCUGCACUGGGGGAUAUUCGUCAACUGGUACGAUUUCAGCUACGAGUAGUUCAUCUAACAGUCCAACAUCAUCUACAGCACCUUCUACAACAGGGAGUUUACUCACUGGUACAAGUUCAACUAUGAGUAGUCCACCCGAGACUUCAACUCCAACAACUACUACAACAGGACCCCGCGGCACAUCGGAAACGACCACAGGCACUAUCGUCCGCCCAACAGCGGCUUCUCAUCCUAUCCAGUGCACAUUAUGUAAGGUCAACCCGCAGCUGUGUUUUGUCCUCACCAAGGUGGAGAUGUGUCCUGACUCCUACUGUAUCAAUGAAGUCACAAACAAGGAAGACGGCUCCAAAUGGGUUGACAGAAGAUGUGGCACUUAUGACGAGUGUGAGAACGACUGGUGGCACAGCACAAGUGAUGAUCCAGACUGUCAGGACUACAAACCAGACAUAAACUCGUAUAAGGACAUCCAUUGUACCUACUGCUGCACAACGGACAACUGUAACAGGGAUAUCAAGCCUUCUCAAGACACCCUCUACACGCAUCCCAAGAAAUAGACAAGCAACUAAUUCGUUUUUCUCGAAUGUUGUUUCUGAGCGCAAUAAAUAGCUUGGCUUGUUCUUCCA
Dreissena polymorpha is the source of this 2922-nucleotide messenger RNA. RefSeq lists its product as uncharacterized. The record is from RefSeq and is a predicted model, not a curated record. NCBI's taxonomy places the organism in Eukaryota, Metazoa, Mollusca, Bivalvia, Myida, Dreissenidae. Gene Ontology annotation, molecular function: protein binding. The coding region runs from base 100 to 2853 and encodes 917 amino acids. The transcript is spliced from 22 exons. Gene Ontology annotation, cellular component: membrane.